UGAUGAUAGGCACAGUAGGACAUCGACACUCUCCUCUAAUUAUUAUCUACUCUUGGUGGGGCGCAUGAAAGAUUAUGAACAAAGAAAUGUACAGGAAAAUAUGGGUUGCCAUCUUUCUCCUUAUUAUGUUUCUCUCUGUUACGGUUCUUUUUAGCUGCUUUAGAAACAGACCUACUCGUUCACAAAUGGUAGUUGUGACCAGAAGCAGGCAAAACAAGCCGCUACCCCCCCGGCGCACUAAUUGGUCCGGACUGUCCUUGGAAUGUUCUUCUUGGCCUCUCAAUGACACCUUUCACUACAAUUCUCCAGUUGAGAAACAAUUCCCAAUCGCUUAUGUGGUACUCAUUCACCACCAAAAGUCAAAAUCUGCAGUGAGGCAGUACAUGCGUCUACUGAAGCAUCUUUAUAGGCCACAGAACUUGAUCUGUCUACAUAUUGAUCGAAAAGCUCCUGAAAAAUGGAUACAAGCAAUAGAGAAAUUUGCAAGGACUUGCUAUCCAAAGAACAUCAUCAUGCCAAAAAAGUCCGCCAAAGUUGUUUAUGCAUCCCCCUCUACUCUUAAUGCGCACCUGGUUUGUCUGAAGGAGCUGCUCCAAUACAACCACACUUGGAGAUAUGUAAUUGAUCUGCAUGGAACUGAACUACCCCUUGUUACAAACAGAGACAUAGUCGAGGCUUUCAAAAAAGCAAAUGGAGUCAAUAUUGUCCCGUUUGGUACUGACAUUGGCAUGAUUGACAAUUCGACAUUCACUUACAAGCAAAUUACUCAUAAAGCAAUCGUCUCGAUAGUUGACAACAGAAUUAAAAUCACUGAUAGAAGUUUGAGUUCAGCCCCUUACAAUUUGACAUUAUAUAAAAGUGCAGAUGGACCUACAAGUGCUUUUUCUAGAGAUUUUGUGAAAUUUAUAUUCUCGUCUCCUAAAGCUAUAGCUCUACGAAAGUAUUUACAAGACGUCAUGAGUGCUGAGGAGUACUUCUUCAGUACACUCAACAACCUUCCAGAGGCACCAGGUGGCUGGCUCAAACGGAAACAAUUAAAUUUUGAACUUCCGAUAGUUUCAACAAGGGUAUUUCAACAGAAUAAUAAUAAUCCUAAAAUAUGCAGGGCUAAACACUACAGGCAUAACAUAUGUGUGGUUAGCACUAGUGAUAUCAACUGGCUAGAGCAGAGAUCAGAAGCUAGGUCACAAUUCUUUCACAAUAAAUACAUUAGUAGCUACAAUAAGGGGAUCAUGGACUAUAUAGAAAGAAACCUUGUUUUCCGAAAUGAGAAUGAAGAAAUCAAUGACUAUUUGUCUGUAUCAUCAUAAUUUUAUUUUUUUGAAUAAUAAUAAUAAAUUGUCAUAUUAGUAACAAUAAGUGAUAAGGAGUGC
Amphimedon queenslandica is the source of this 1373-nucleotide messenger RNA. RefSeq names its product beta-1,3-galactosyl-O-glycosyl-glycoprotein beta-1,6-N-acetylglucosaminyltransferase 3-like. Gene Ontology annotation, molecular function: acetylglucosaminyltransferase activity. The record is from RefSeq and is a predicted model, not a curated record. Bases 75 to 1310 code for a protein of 411 amino acids. Gene Ontology annotation, cellular component: membrane. The transcript has a single exon. Lineage: Eukaryota; Metazoa; Porifera; Demospongiae; Haplosclerida; Niphatidae.